Molecule: messenger RNA, 1029 nt
Organism: Dothidotthia symphoricarpi CBS 119687
Lineage: Eukaryota; Fungi; Ascomycota; Dothideomycetes; Pleosporales; Dothidotthiaceae
Product: Mak16 protein
Exons: 2
Coding region: 1-1029 (342 amino acids)
Biological process (GO): maturation of 5.8S rRNA; maturation of LSU-rRNA
Cellular component (GO): nucleolus; preribosome, large subunit precursor
Source: RefSeq, a predicted model, not a curated record
AUGGCUUCAGACGAUCUUGUGUGGUCCAUCAUUGGGAGCGACUUCUGCAGCUUCAAACUCAAGACGACCAAGGACCAGACCUUCUGUCGCAACGAACACAAUGUGUCUGGCUUCUGCAGCAAACAGUCCUGCCCUCUCGCCAACUCUCGCUACGCCACCAUCCGCUCAGACCCCGCGACCGGCAGCCUCUACCUCUACAUCAAGGCAAUCGAGCGCGCGCAUCUUCCCUCGAAAUGGUGGGAGCGCAUAAAAUUGCCUAGCAACUACACCAAGGCUCUCGAACUAGUCGACCAGCACCUAGCAUACUACCCGAAGUUUCUCGUCCACAAGAACAAGCAGCGAUUGACCAGGUUGACCCAGGUCAACAUUCGCAUCCGUAAACUGGCCAAGGAAGAGGAGCGCUUGGGCGAGAGGCUCGUGCCUCGAUUGGCCCCCAAGGUGCGCAGGCGAGAAGACACCCGAGAAAGGAAGGCGCUCGCCGCGGCCAAGGUCGAGCGAGCUAUUGAGAGGGUGUUGAUCGAUCGCCUCCGUUCUGGCGCUUACGGAGAUCGCCCCCUCAAUGUCGAGCCAAACGUAUGGAAGAAAGUCAUGCGAGGCUUGGAGAAGGAGGGUCAGGUUGAGCGCGAUGAAGAUCUUGACGAUGGCGUUGAGGAUGAUGACGAGUUCGAAUAUGAGAACGAGCUCGAGCAUGGUGUGGGUGAAGUCGAGUAUGUCAGCGACAUUGAGGGCGAGACAGAUGACGAGAUGGAGGAUUUCGAGGAUUGGGUUGGCGGUCAAAGCCCCGAUGAGGGUUCUGGCGAUGAUGAUGAGGAUGAGAGUGCCAGUGGCAGCGAGGAGGACGAAGAAGAGUCUGAUGACGAAGAGACCGCGGCUUUGAAGAAAAAACUCGCAAGCCUCAAGAGGAAGCGACCUGCCGGACCUCCGCCCAAGUCCAAGAAGAAGCCAUCGAAAGACUCAAAGGGACCCAGGCGCAACAUCGAAUACGAAAUCGAGAGGGAGCCUGCCGUCAGAGAGGUCAUGCGUACAUGA